Aspergillus homomorphus CBS 101889 is the source of this 2081-nucleotide messenger RNA. Its product is annotated as SDR family oxidoreductase/polysaccharide deacetylase family protein. Gene Ontology annotation, biological process: carbohydrate metabolic process. The transcript has 6 exons. Gene Ontology annotation, molecular function: hydrolase activity, acting on carbon-nitrogen (but not peptide) bonds. NCBI's taxonomy places the organism in Eukaryota, Fungi, Ascomycota, Eurotiomycetes, Eurotiales, Aspergillaceae. The record is from RefSeq and is a predicted model, not a curated record. Bases 254 to 2047 code for a protein of 597 amino acids.
GGGAUCUGUGUGUUAAUUCGCUUGCAAGUCUUUGGCAGAGGACUAUUCCGGGAAAAGCGACUGGCUCCCUUGUCAUCUUGUGCAUCUGCGAAGGAAUUCUUCCCUGCAGCCCUAUGUCCUGCAGAAUAACAUCUUAAAUUUAAGAUUGUUCAUCGUCGGCGCUAGUCGUGGUGACGACUUCCCUCGAUUCGUACGAUAAGGAAUCGGCUCGUGUGAUACCAGGGAUUAAUCGGCAUCAACGACAGCUGCCUCUAUGUCUUCUUCUUUCUUGGGACUAGAAGGGCUCCAUGUCCUGAUUACAGGAGCUGCGGGUGGCAUUGGUCGACAGGCAGUGCAGGAGUUCCUGGACCAAGGAUGCAAAGUGACCGCACUGGAUCUCCAGCCCUUGGAGAUCGCCCAAGCAUCCGCGAACGUCUACUCACGUCUUCACAUUCUCCGAGGUGACAUCACCGAUGAAGAGUCCGUCCGCUCCAGCGUGUCGCAGGCCAGCAAGCGCUUUGGACCGAUCAACAUCCUCAUCGCCAACGCAGGCAUCACCGACGAGAGCAGGGACUAUCCGAUCUGGGAGCUCCCCGUGGAAACCUGGGACAAGACCUACCAAGUCAACGUGCGCGGCACGUUCCUCACUAUCAAGCAUUUCCUGCGAGCCGCACAGCUGUCUCAGCAGACACUGGGUAAGGAGCUGGACAACCUCGCUAUCGUCGUCACGGGUAGCGAGACGGGCAAAUUCGGCCAGGAAGGACAUGCGGAGUAUGCCUCUGGGAAGGCAGGCCUGCAGUAUGGACUGGUCCGAAGUGUGAAGAACGAGAUUGUUCGGCUGAAUAGCAAGGCCAGAAUCAAUGCUGUUGCUCCGGGGUGGGUGGAUCCACCGAUGAUUGAGGGUCGUCUGGAUGACCCCAAGGAGAUGUGGGCUGAGGCCCAGGCAACCGUGCCUCUGAGAAAGAUCGCGAAGCCCGAGGAUGUCGCUCGGACCAUGGCCUUCCUGGCCUCCCAUCGUGCAGCUGGACAUAUCUCUGGACAAUGUUUGAGUGUCGACGGGGGUAUGGAGGGCCGUCUGGUCUGGAAGGAAAGCGAAGAGCCGAAGAAGACGGCAGCUGAUGGUCUAGAAAGCUCUAUCGUCUCGGCUAUUCCACCGGUCUUGUCGAAGCCAAAGCGAAACAAGAUUCGUAUCGCCGUGUCCAUCGAUUUGGAUGCGGUUUCCGGAUGGCUGGGAACGGGUCAACACCCAGACAACAUCCUAGCCGACUACUCUGCCGGUUUCUUUGCAGCCAAGGUCGGCGUUCCGCGACUUUUGCGCAUGCUCAAGAAGCUCAACCUUGCGGAGCGCUGCACGUGGUUCAUCCCCGGCCACUCUGCGGAGAGCUUUCCCGACGAGGUCCGCCAGGUGGUGGAGUCUGGCUGCGAGAUCGGUCUGCAUGGAUACGCCCAUGAGGGAGCCUACCAGCUCACCGUCGAGCAAGAGCGAGACGUCCUCGUCAAAUGCAUCGAGAUCGCCACCAAGCUCACCGGCAAGAAACCCGUCGGAUAUCGGGCGCCCCUGUACCAGCUGCGGGAGUCGACGAUGGAUCUGCUGGAGGAGUAUGGGUUUGAAUAUGACGCCUCCCUAACCGACCACGACUGCCACCCGUUCUUCGCUCCCCGCCGUCCCCCCCUCGAGCCCAUCAACUUCUCCCUCCCCGCAUCGACCUGGAUGCACCCCAUCCCGGAAACGACCGCAGACCGACGCCCGCUCGUCUGCGUCCCCUGCAACUGGUACAUGGAGGACAUGACGCCUAUGCAGUUCCUGCCGCACGCGCACAACUCGCACGGGUACACGGAUGUGCGGGUGAUCGAGAACCUGUGGAAGGACCGGUUCCUGUGGAUCCGGGACAAUGAGGAGGAGCCCAUCUUCCCCGUGCUGAUGCAUCCGGAUACGAGUGGGAUGGCGCAUGUUAUCGGGAUGCUGGAGCGAUUGCUGCGCUGGCUGCAGGGCUGGGGGGAGGAGGUAGAGUUUUGCCAGACGGGGGAGAUUGCGCGGUGGUUUCGCGAGAGAGAGAUGAAUAAAUGAAAGCUGUUAGUUUUGGUAGGGUAGCUAGUGCAUG